Messenger RNA from Cyclopterus lumpus (lumpfish), 383 nucleotides. It is a transcript of the gene msmb, whose product is annotated as beta-microseminoprotein. The transcript is spliced from 4 exons. Lineage: Eukaryota; Metazoa; Chordata; Actinopteri; Perciformes; Cyclopteridae. The record is from RefSeq and is a predicted model, not a curated record. Bases 13 to 348 code for a protein of 111 amino acids.
UCACAUCUGAGGAUGGCUUCUCUCCAUGUUUUUGUUUGUCUGCUGGGACUGCUUGUCCUGUGUCACUCUGACUGCUUCUUCCAGGAAUUGGUGCUGAAAGAUCUGAAUAACCCUCUCAAAGGGUGUGUGGACAAGGAAGGAAAGCAGCAUGACUUUGGCUCUGAAUGGGACAUAGAUUGCAUGGUGUGCUCUUGUACAAGCGAGGGCUUGAGCUGCUGUAGCAAGAUCCCUGAUGGAAAUGCAGCCGGUGUCCCUGAUGAAUGUGAGUUGGUUGUAAAUAAGGAGACCUGCUCUGCCACGUUGUUGUUGAAGUCAGACAAGACAAAGGAGUGUAACCCUGCACAAUAAAUGUACCUAUAAAUGUUCCAGUCUUUUUUAUUUUA